Messenger RNA from [Candida] anglica, 495 nucleotides. The record is from the annotation of a GenBank genome assembly. NCBI's taxonomy places the organism in Eukaryota, Fungi, Ascomycota, Pichiomycetes, Serinales, Debaryomycetaceae.
AUGCUGGCACUUAAUUCACUUACUUCUACACAAAAGUCCCAACUUCGAAAUGCAUUCACAAUAAUUGAUGGAGAUUCAAGAGAUUCCAAAAUAACGAAAAAGGAUUUGGUUGCACUUUACAAGACCCUUGGACUUACCACUCCUACGGAUGCACAACUCAAUACUAUGCUUGAUGGCGAAGAAGGGAUCAACUUUACACAAUACUCCAACAUCAUGGCAAAGCAGUUACUGAAAUUCGAUGGUAGAGAGACCAUACAAAACGCACUCAAGGUAUUUGCAGACGAACUGAAAGAUUUAAAGGAUCCAGAUUUUAAUGUGGAAAUUACUAAACUCAAGGAAGCUGUAUGUUCAGUACAAUUGGGGGAAAUCGGUACAGGUGACAAUCGUCUAGGACGCAAAACCUUUGAUGAAUUGGUAGAUGGGUUUGUUAGAGAUGAAAUUGACGGUAGGAAAGUAUUUAUGGCUUCUAAAUGGUUAGCUGCUUAUAUUGAAUAG